UGUGUUUCUUUAGACAGUAUUCGUAGACCGUUACCGUUCCUUUGAGAGGUAAAAUCUUACAAUGACAUGAGAAUACAGACGCAAGGAAAGAUUUCUACAAGCUCCUUAAGACAUACCAACCCGUAGCUACUCUAACAACAAGCGGCACCAUCAUCAAGAAGAAAUGGAUUCGACACCAGAAAUGGUAGUUGUGAAGGAGGAAGACUGCGAUCAAAUUGCGGAUAUGAAUAUGACAGAUGAAAGAGAGGAAGAUCGUACGUCGGGAAUGAACAUCGUGAUUAAGUCGGAAGAGGAAGGGGAUGAAUUUUACGGUUUUCCUCAGACAGAUGAGCGACCUUGUCCUGUAGUACAUUUUGGCAGCUGUUCAUCUGUCAGUUCGCCUGAAAUAUAUAAAUGCAAAGAACGACUCGAAAUCCAAAAGGAGGACAAGCCCCAUCGCUGCCCGGAAUGUGGGAAGAGCUUCACAAGACCUGAGCACCUUAAAGUGCAUCAGAGAGUGCACAGCGGGGAGAGGCCGUACUGCUGUUCCCAGUGCGGCAAAUGUUUUAUUUAUUCAGGAAACCUGAGAGAACAUCAGAAAACUCAUAGCCGGCGGAAGCCUUACCACUGCUUGUACUGCUGUAAGAGAUUCACACGUUUACAAGGCCUUAAGGAACAUCAGAGAACGCACACCGGAGAGAGGCCUUACCAAUGCUCCCAGUGCGGCAUGAGUUUCUCUCAGUCAGUGAAGUUUAAAGCCCACAUGAGAAUACACACAGGAGAGAGACCUUACCACUGCACCAUGUGCGAAGAGUGUUUCAGUGACUUUUUGGACUUUAAAAAACACUUGAGCACUCAUAAUGCUGAAUUGUCUUGCCAUUGGCCACAGUGUGGAAAGAUAUUUAGUGAUGCCUCAAGCUUUAAAAUACAUCUGAGAAGCCACACAGGAGAAAAACCGUACCAGUGUUCAGAGUGCGAAAAGUGUUUCAACGCUGCCUCGAGUCUUAGAAGACAUAACAAAAUACACACUGGAGAGAAGCCCUUCGGUUGCUCCGAGUGCGAUAAAAGUUUUGCACGCCUUGGCCAUCUCAAAAAACACGAGAGAACUCACACCGGAGAGAAGCCCUAUCAUUGUGCAGAGUGCGGGAAGAAUUUCAGUUGUUCAGAACUCCUUAAGAAACAUCGGAGGGUACAUACCGGCGAAGAGCCGUACCACUGCUCUUACUGUGGCAAGAGAUUCAAACAGUCGUCAAAUCUCAAAGCUCACCUGAGAACACAUACGGGAGAAAAGCCCUACUGCUGUUCUAAAUGCGGCAAGAGGUUCUCCCAGUCGGCACACUUAAAAGAGCACCAAAAAACUCAUGCAUGACAGACACAUGACACUUUUGA
This is a messenger RNA of Chanos chanos (milkfish), 1368 nucleotides long. RefSeq names its product zinc finger protein 239-like. The record is from RefSeq and is a predicted model, not a curated record. Gene Ontology annotation, molecular function: RNA polymerase II cis-regulatory region sequence-specific DNA binding; DNA-binding transcription factor activity, RNA polymerase II-specific. Lineage: Eukaryota; Metazoa; Chordata; Actinopteri; Gonorynchiformes; Chanidae. The transcript is spliced from 3 exons. Bases 164 to 1348 code for a protein of 394 amino acids. Gene Ontology annotation, biological process: regulation of transcription by RNA polymerase II.